UAAAAAUAAUCGUCAAUGGACUCAUCAAAAAGGAUGCAACGUCCAGCGUCACCACUGCCUGAAUUUCAAAAAUUAAAGCUGCGUCCAGUGCCGAAAGUGAAAAGGCGCGCACCACAGCCGCCUAUAAGUCUAGCGCUGAAAAAAACUUCAUCCACAACCAAGACUACCACUCUCACCACUCCUGCCAAAUUGUAUGGCAAGGACUUGAGUGAAUAUGAUGAGAUUGAUGUUGAUGCUCUGCUGGCGCAAUUGUCACCAGAAGAAAUCAAUAUUUUGGCCAAAGAAGUUGAUCCCGAUGAUAAUUUCCUGCCGCCCGAUCAACGUUGCAGCUAUGAAUGUGAAAAAAAUCCCACUGGCCCAUUGGAUCGCAAAAAGCUAAUUGAGCACAUUAAUAAGCAGGCCUUAGAAGCACCCGACGAGCCGGAGUUCGAACCCUACGUUAAGGGUACUGUACGCGGCAAAAAAUGGGUGCCACCGCCACGCGAUGAAAGUGAAGUUGCCGCUGAGGAACAGAUCGCCAUCGAUUUGGGUGAAGAAUAUGAGCAUGCGCUGACUGAUGCUACACAAGAAGAGAUUAUCGAUUUGGCUGCUAUUCUUGGUUUCCAUUCUAUGAUGAAUCAGGAUCAAUAUCAUGCUUCAUUGUUGAACAAAGGUCAACCAGUUGGUAUGGGUUGGGACGGCAUUACGAAAUCAACUCAACCAAAAUUGUUCCCCAUGGACCCACCAAAUAACACAGAUGUCGAGGAGUCAAUUAAACGUGUAAAAGAUAACGAUUCAAAAUUGAUUGAACUGAACUUAAAUAACAUUAAGAACAUUUCCGAUGAGAAAUACGAACAACUUUUCCAAGUACUGCCCGAUAAUGAACAUUUGGAAGUUCUUUCCUUAACAAAUGUCGGUCUAACCGACAAAACAGCUCUCUUGUUGGCUGAAGCAAUCGAGAAAAGCAAAACCCUGAGAGUAUUAAAUGUUGAGACAAAUUUCCUUAGUCCGCCUGUUGUGGUGACCUUAGUGAAAGCCCUGCUCAAGUGUCGCACAAUUGAAGAGUUCAGGGCAUCCAAUCAGCGAUCCUCAGUGCUCGGUAAUAAGAUUGAAAUGGAAAUUACCGAAUUAGUGGAAAAGAAUCCAUCAUUACUCAGAUUAGGACUGCAUUUGGAGUUCAAUGAUGCACGCCACAGAGUCGCCGCCCAUUUGCAGCGUAAUAUCGAUAGAAGUGGCCGCCUACGACGUUUGGGUCACUUCAGUCGCAACUACACUAUUGGUGCCUGGCAGUAAAUUGCAGACAGUUGUAGAUCUAACAGAAAAGCACGCAAGCAAUCAAGCAGCAACCCCACGAAGUGGAAAUGGAAGUGGAAGUGGGAUGUGUGGCCGAGGCACUUACGGAUUCAACUGCACAUAUGCACGCAUAUACAUACAUACAAACUGCAACAUUACGAAUUAUAAUUGGACACUAUUACUAACAUACUAUACAUGCUAAAGUGACAUACAAUGUAGCAUUUAUAAUUCAAAUAUAAUUAGAUAAAGUUUGUAAAAGGACAAUGUGUGGUUAAUAGAAAAAACAAAAAGCGCAAAUGCCUGAAUAUUGCAUAUUAAAAAAAAAUUAUAAUGUUAAUAAACGUGUUCAACAAAAGUGCUUUUUAUUGCAUUGUACAUCUUAAUUUUAUUGUGUAAAUGUUUGUUUAUUUUAUUGCAUACAUACUUACUUACAUACAUACGCAAUUGCUGCAUACUUAUUUGCAAAUGUUUGUUUUAAUACAUUUUAAAUGUUACUCUUUUAUAUUUUAUAUUUCAAUUUUAUCGAAUUAUGUGUUUCACAAGUACAUGACUACAUACAUACAUCAUAUGCUUAUAACCAGUUUUAUUUAUUUAAAUAGCUUAUUGUUGAGGUUAAUAUUUCUGUCUCAGCUAAUUUUUUGUCUAAUUGUAAUUUGAUUAUAAAUUGUAUUUACUUUAUUGCGUCUUAUGUUUACAAAAAAGUAAUAUUCGUAAAUUAUACAAAAACUAAUUUUAUAAAAAAGAAAAAAAAAAGUAGUGAACACACUCACCCACACACACAAGCGGGCGAAUGCACGCAAUAAGCAAGUCAUAAUUGCCCCACAAGAAAAUAUUUUCUUCUACUAACCAAAAUGACUCUUUAACAUUUAGAAAAAACCCUCUGCAUGCAAGUUAGAGAUUACUCCUUUCAAUAUUUACAUUAUCACUGAUUUAAGUAAAAAAGUGCAUACGCAGAGAGAGAGAGAGCAUAGAGCAUCGUUUGUACACAACAGUAUACUCCAUGUUUUCAUGUUAUCCUUAAAGAAAGCCAGGAGGAAAGCAAUAGCAAACUGCUUGUUUAUCAAAUGAUUGUUUUAUAUGACAGUCUGCUUCUUGUUCUUGUGGGGCUUGUAACCAAUGCUGCCAGUAAAUGUACUACAUGCAUGUGUAAGUUAGUUUAUCAAAUACAAAAAAGGAAGGCAAAGAGCGUCUUAUGAAUGUGUGUAGAGUUAAUUGUAUGCCAACGAGAAAGGAAAGAGUGAAGUAGAAAAUUAUAUGAGCGCAAAACUACAAAAAUAUAAGAAAAUAAAUGCUUACUUAUCAACAGCCAUACUAAUAUAUUUAUCUGCGUAUUUCUGCAGUGUCAUGCGUAUUUCUGCAAGUGAAAUGUCGUAAAUAUAUUAUAUAUUUCAAUUACUUAGCAAAUAUGUGUGCGCCUGUUCUCCAACUAUACUCCGCAGAAAACUAUGUCAACAAUAAAUGUAAUGCAUGUAUAAUUGUUGAAAAGUUUGUAAAAAAUUCAAGUUAUGUAAAAAAAAAUUGGUGUUGUUGAAAUUUCAAUUGGUACGCUUGUGAAGUGAAAAGAUGAGAAAUUUUUUAAAUAUUUGACAAACUGCAGUUGCAGGCUUUUUCUAGGUAAGAAGUUGAAUUGAGUAAAGGCCAACACUCAAAAAACAAAAUAAACGAACAAAAAAGACAAUUAUGUAAAUCACAUGCGGAAUGAGUAACAUAAAUUUUCCUUAAAAUUAAAUAAAUAAUUAAAAAAUAAAUAAAAUAUAAAACAAAACACGCUACGGUUCAAGCGAAGUCAUUCACACAACUCCAAAAUGUCGGAAGCGCGAAUUCCUUAUCAGCUUUGUGUAUAGAUUUAGAAUUCCGCUUCAAGUUAAAUACAUUCAGCCCUGUGUCACGCGACACCUAUUUAAUUGCACUGCAAAGUCUUAACAUAGCAAAUUAUAAUCAAUGGGUGUGUGGUAGACCCAUGCAAAAACAAAAUAACUGCACUCUGCACUCACAUAUGCA
Messenger RNA from Anastrepha ludens (Mexican fruit fly), 3273 nucleotides. RefSeq names its product tropomodulin-like. Gene Ontology annotation, molecular function: tropomyosin binding. The transcript is spliced from 7 exons. The record is from RefSeq and is a predicted model, not a curated record. Bases 16 to 1272 code for a protein of 418 amino acids. Lineage: Eukaryota; Metazoa; Arthropoda; Insecta; Diptera; Tephritidae. Gene Ontology annotation, biological process: myofibril assembly; pointed-end actin filament capping. Gene Ontology annotation, cellular component: myofibril.